UUUGCCUCGAUAAUAUAAUGUAUAUGUAUUUGUAUUGUCUGUGCUCAUUAGUGUCUUCAGACAGUUCCGACUCGACUUCUUGCUUACGAUUUUUCAUCGUAUCGUAAAGUAAACUAUAAGCUUCUUCUAAAUUAAAUGAUACGUAUUGUGUACAUGUGUAGUUCUGGCUGUGUUUUUUGCUGUAUUUUGUAGCUUUUUGUUUUAUAGAACUGUUUUGUAAAGAUUUUGUACAUGCAGCUGAAGUUUCAGCGACUUUUCAAAGUUCGUAUGCAAGCACGUAUCAUUGUGUGAUGACUUUAAAAUAAAUACUAAAAUGAGUUUAAUGUAACAACUGAACUAUUUAUAACAAGUUAUCGAAAACGGUGUGUUAUAAUUUUUGAUUGAAAAUGGGUGAUUCAGAGUUUGCGUAUGGAUCGUCUAUGUCAGUAGAUUCUAUGAAAGUAAUAGCGGAAAGCAUUGGAAUUGCAAGUUUGGGAGAUGAUGCUGCAAAGGAAUUAGCAGACGAUGUAACUUUUCGGUUAAAAGUAAUCGUUCAGGAUAGUUUGAAGUUUAUGCAUCACUCCAAGAGGCAGAAAUUGUCUACUACUGAUAUAGAUCAUGCACUGAGAGUUAAGAAUAUUGAGUGUCAAUAUGGCUUUAUCCAACCGGAUUCAUUACCAUUCAGAUUUGCAUCUGGUGGUGGUAGGGAACUCCAUUUUGUAGAAGAAAAAGAAGUGGAUUUGACAGAAAUAUUGUAUGCCCCUCCGCCAAAGAUACCGCUGGAUGUGUCUGUCCGAGCACAUUGGUUGAGUGUAGAUGGAGUGCAGCCCACAGUCCCAGAGAACCCUCCACCACUCUCUAAAGAAGCUCAGAAACUGGAAUCAGUUGACCCUAUCAGUAAACUGAGCAAGCCAACUAAUAAGGAUGCAGCAGGUAAACCGAUGUGUGGUAAAGCAGCUCGUUUGAAAGCGUCGGAGUCUGUGCACGUGAAGCAGCUGGCGACGCACGAGCUGAGUGUCGAGCAACAGUUGUAUUACAAGGAGAUCACCGAGGCGUGCGUCGGCAGCGAUGAGGGACGCCGCGCGGAAGCGCUACAGUCUCUUGCCUGCGAUCCGGGACUACACGAAAUGUUGCCGAGAAUGUGCACGUUCAUAUCGGAAGGAGUCAAAGUCAACGUGGUACAGAACAACCUCGCUCUGCUCAUAUACUUGAUGCGAAUGGUCAAGGCGCUACUCGACAAUCAGUCCUUGUAUUUAGAAAAAUAUUUACACGAGUUGAUCCCGUCGGUGUCGACGUGCAUAGUAUCGCGGCAGCUGUGUCUGCGCCCCGAGAUGGACAACCACUGGGCGCUGAGGGACUUUGCUGCCCGACUGAUGGCGCAAAUAUGCAAAACAUUCAACACAUCCACAAAUAACCUACAGACCAGAGUUACUAGGUUAUUUGCUAGAGCUCUGCAGUGUCCAUCGCAGACCAACAACGAGACUGGGGUGGGACCAUCAAUGGUAACCACGAUGAAAGAAUCCGAGAAAACGCCAUUAGCGUCUCUGUAUGGCGCGGUUCAAGGCUUGGCGGAAUUGGGACCAGAAGUUAUUAAAGUGUUCAUACUGCCGCGCGUGCGGUGGCUGGGCGAGCGUGUGGAGGGCGCGCUGAGCGGGCUGGGCGGCGCCGACCGGCUCGCGGCCGGCAACCUCAAGCACCAGCUGCUCAAGGUACUGGCGCCCGUCGUGCGCCAGCUGCGCCAGCCGCCAGACCUGCCCGACGAGUACAAGCGUGACUACGGGUACUUGGGCCCGAGCCUGCAGCACGCGGUGGGCAAGAUCCGCACGUCGCCGCCGCACGUCUCGCACCUCUCGCACGUCACGCACACGCCCAAGACUGUCGAUACGAUAGCCAGCCGUAGCAUGGUGAUAAGCGCAUCACCAGCGCCACAGUCGCCAGCGCCGUCCACACCGCCGCCGCAAAAGUUCGUAAUAGUAUCGCAACAGAAAGCUCCUCAGACGCAGCCUGCCAGUGGUGCAGGCCACAUAGUCGUUCAUAGCUCACAGCCGACUAUCGUCCGGAGUCAGAAUGUUCAGUCGGUGGUGGUGACUAGCGGGCCGGCGAGCGGCGCGGCGCCCGCGCAGAAGGUGGUGGUGGUGGGUGUGCAGCCGCCGCACCACCACGCGCCGCCCGCGCCCGCACUCGUCAGCCAGGCUCCCGUUUCGGUGGUAGCGAAGCCGGUGUUCGCUCGAGGCGGGACCCCGCAACAACCCCCGGAGUUGGACGACCUGUCCCACCUGGCCUGACAGCCCCGCACCUACAGCGUCGCCUUCAUCAAGCAAUACGCUGGGAAGAAGAAUUAGUGAACUAUGUUUUGCAGCCGGUUUUCCGUGACAAUAUCUACAAGGGCCUGAAUGGAAUUUGAAGUAAGA
Trichoplusia ni (cabbage looper) is the source of this 2390-nucleotide messenger RNA. It is a transcript of the gene Taf6, whose product is annotated as transcription initiation factor TFIID subunit 6. The coding region runs from base 387 to 2264 and encodes 625 amino acids. The record is from RefSeq and is a predicted model, not a curated record. Lineage: Eukaryota; Metazoa; Arthropoda; Insecta; Lepidoptera; Noctuidae. Gene Ontology annotation, molecular function: protein heterodimerization activity; RNA polymerase II general transcription initiation factor activity; transcription coactivator activity. The transcript has 13 exons. Gene Ontology annotation, biological process: RNA polymerase II preinitiation complex assembly; transcription initiation at RNA polymerase II promoter. Gene Ontology annotation, cellular component: transcription factor TFIID complex; SAGA complex; SLIK (SAGA-like) complex.